GAGACACACACCAGAGGAAACAGCUUAUUAUAGCCCAUUUCCAAGAAAGAGUCCUUCCUGCACUCUACCAUAAACCCAUUUUUAAUCCCCCCAAAUAAAUAGAUAGUAUAGUAAUACUAAUAGAUAGGAAGAAGCCAGAGAUUCAAGUUACAAAUUACAAAUUUCAAACAUUUUUUUUUUGUUUUCGGGUUUUGAUUUCGCAUUUUCAUGCCAUUCUACAAGAAGCUUAAGAAGAAGAAGAAUUAGUGGGUUCGGGUUUUUCGAUCUUCUUCUUCUUCAUUUCAGUUCUGUUUUUCCGGCACGAAAAAAAAAUGCUGCAAACACUGAAUCAAAGGCUGAAACGGCUGUGUUUGAAGCUGGGAUUGUCGCCGGCACACCACCGCCGGCCGAAGCAAAAAGUUGUGAUUAAGAAACUGGAAAAAUCCAACACAAGAACCCGGUAUCAUCAAAACGAAGCAAAAGAAGUUUCUCCUUCUUCUUCUUCCUCCGCCGUGAUUCAUCCCAGCACUGAAUUUAAUAAUAAUAAUAAUAAUAAUAAUGGCGGGUCAGCGUCGGAAAAGCCAAUCCGGGUUGCGACAUUUAAUGCUGCCCUGUUCUCCAUGGCACCCGCGGUUCCCAAGACGAUGCUUCAUCACCAAAACAACAACUCAUCAUCAUCAACCUCCUCAAGUUUCGAUUUCGAUGACAACGAAGCAGAUAAUUUCAAUUUCUCCAGCCCCAGAAGAAUUGAUCUGAGAACAAAAUCAAUGUCAAUUGAUCGUGUUCCUAAAAGUAUACUCAAGCAAUCUCCCCUGCAUUCCAGUUCCAUGAGAGAAGAGCCUCUGACCAAGCAACAGAAAUUCGCCAGAUCAAAAUUGCGGGUUUCGAUCAAUCUCCCGGAUAAUGAAAUUUCGUUGCGCCGGAGUGGGGCGUCGAAAUCCGGCGACGACGAUAAGGAGAACAGAGCGGUCAAAGGGAAGGGUCCGAUCAAGUCAACGAUGAGCAUGCCUAAUUACCAGAGUCACGGCAACGUUCACGGAGUCGUUGAGGGUCAAAGCUGUUAUAGGAGUACGAAAACGGUUCUUGAAGUUUUGAUGGAGUUGAAUGCUGACGUGUUGGCGUUGCAAGACGUGAAAGCAGAGGAAGAGAAAGGUAUGAAGCCGUUGUCGGAUUUGGCGGAGGCUUUGGGGAUGAAUUACGUGUUCGCCGAGAGUUGGGCGCCGGAAUACGGUAAUGCCAUUUUGUCCCGGUGGCCGAUUAAGAAGUGGAAGUCCCAAAAGAUUUUUGAUGACACUGAUUUCAGAAACGUGCUAAAGGCCACGAUCGAUGUUCCAGAAGUUGGAGAAUUCGAAUUCUACUGCACCCAUUUGGAUCAUCUAGACGAAAACUGGCGGAUGAAGCAGAUUAAUGCAAUCAUUCAAUCUACUGACACUCCUCACAUUUUAGCGGGAGGUAUCAAUUCACUCGAGGAAACCGACUACUCUUCAGAAAGAUGGACCGACAUCGUCAAGUACUAUGAAGAGAUUGGUAAACCCAUACCUAAAGCUGAGGUGAUGAAGUACCUCAAGAGCAAACAAUACACAGAUGCUAAGGAUUUUGCCGGAGAAUGCGAGUCUGUCGUCAUGAUUGCCAAAGGACAAAGUGUGCAGGGGACAUGCAAGUAUGGAACCCGGGUGGAUUACAUACUAUCUUCCCCAAAUUCUCCAUACAAAUUCGUGCCGGGAUCAUACUCAGUCUUUUCAUCCAAAGGGACUUCUGAUCAUCACAUUGUGAAAGUUGACGUGAUCAAAGUUGUAAAUACCAUCCCAGCUGAUGAAAACCAGGCCUAUCUCCACAAUAAAAAGGGUCGACAUUCAUCAAGUAAAAGACUUGUCAAAAUCACACAUAAUUCGUCUCCAGCUAAGGGUAUAUGGAAAAGUACACAGUCAGAACCCAUUUGGUAA
This is a messenger RNA of Oldenlandia corymbosa var. corymbosa, 1922 nucleotides long. NCBI's taxonomy places the organism in Eukaryota, Viridiplantae, Streptophyta, Magnoliopsida, Gentianales, Rubiaceae. The record is from the annotation of a GenBank genome assembly.